Oncorhynchus kisutch (coho salmon) is the source of this 2841-nucleotide messenger RNA. RefSeq names its product wiskott-Aldrich syndrome protein family member 3. The transcript is spliced from 9 exons. Gene Ontology annotation, cellular component: cytoskeleton; SCAR complex. Gene Ontology annotation, biological process: actin cytoskeleton organization; positive regulation of Arp2/3 complex-mediated actin nucleation. The record is from RefSeq and is a predicted model, not a curated record. Lineage: Eukaryota; Metazoa; Chordata; Actinopteri; Salmoniformes; Salmonidae. Bases 211 to 1653 code for a protein of 480 amino acids. Gene Ontology annotation, molecular function: protein kinase A regulatory subunit binding; actin binding; Arp2/3 complex binding.
ACGAUGGAUGCUUUUGGCGAUCCUGAUUGGACGACACAACUAAAUCUGCUAAUUAAAUCUCUGAGCCUGGAUGCUGAUUUGUGCGGGAGAUUGCUCCUCACAGAAAGAAUCCUGGUGAGAUGCGGGGACAGGAUGGCAACUCUACCGGUGGACUGCAGCUGAAUACUAAAAGGACACAUUUGCAGGUGGCGUGUGGUGUGGUGUGAGGAGAUGCCCCUGGUCAAGAGGAGCAUAGAUCCCCGGCACCUCUGCCGCGGGGCGCUGCCCAAGGGGAUUGGCAGUGAGCUGGAGUGCGUCACCAACAACAGUCUGUCUGCCAUCAUACGUCAGCUCAGCAGUCUAAGUAAACAUGCAGAGGACGUCUUUGGAGAGCUGUUUAGUGAGGCUAACACCUUUUACCUGCGUGCAAAUGGUCUCCAAGACCGCAUCGACCACUUGGCUGUCAAGGUCACUCAGCUGGAUUCCACUGUGGAAGAGGGUCAGUUGGGGUCAGGGGAUAAGGUCUCUCUGCAGGACAUCAACAUGAGGAAGGCAUUUAAGAGUUCCACAGUCCAGGACCAGCAGGUGGUGUCCAAUAGCAGCACGUCCAACCCUGUGGCAGAGAUGUACAACACCAGCGACAAGCCUCCUCCUCUCAGCAUCCUCUCUGCCUACAGAGAUGACCACACUGAUGGGAUGAAGUUCUACACAGACCCGUCCUACUUCUUUGACCUGUGGAGAGAGAAGAUGCUGCAGGACACGGAGGACAAGAGGAAGGAGAGAAGAAGACAACGGGAGCAGAAGCGAUGUGUUGACGGCACACUUCAGCGUGAGGUGAAGAAGGUUCGUAAAGCCCGAAACCGCCGUCACGAGUGGAACAUGAUGGCGUUCGACAAAGAGCUCCGCCCAGACCAUCGCCACCCUCACUCUCUCCACCGGGGGGCGUCGUCUGAGGGCUCCCUCUCUCCGGAGAGUAGAUAUGAUCUGCCAGACUACCCAACUGUUCCAGGCCUUCCCCAUGCUACAUCCAACCACACCCUGGCUCACCCUUACCAGCCUGCAGACAUCCAUGAGUCUGUAGAGCAUGAGUACCACAGCAUCGGAGUCGGCUACAGAGACGGGACUCUCAACCGCCCACACCACCCCAACCCUCUGCAUCACUCCACUGAGAGAAUGAAUGGCACUAUAACGCUUCCACCUGCAGACUACAGUAUAAUGGAGUACUAUGCCAGUUCUGGACCAUCACCUCCUCCUCCCCCAGCCCCUCUUAUCCCAUCUGCACAGACAGCAUUUGGCUCUCCAAUGGUGUCCCCCACCCCCCUUACUGGAUACUCAGCAUUGGGGGACAAUAGCCUAUCUCCCCCAGGACCCCGUAUGAUUCCACCUCCCCCAGGUCCUCCACCACCACCAGUCCCUCCCGCUCCCCCCCAAGUGGCAGGACUCGGUGAUUGGAAGCGACAGGACACCCAGCCUGUCACUGGUACUCGAAGUGACCUUCUGUCAGCUAUUCGCAUGGGUAUCCAGCUGAAGAAGGGGCAGGAGCAGCAGGAGCAGCAGGCCAAGCGGGAGCCUGUGGGGAACGACGUGGCCACUAUCCUGUCCCGACGCAUCGCAGUGGACUACAGCGACUCAGAGGACGACUCCGAACUGGAGGACAACGACUGGUCAGACUGACCCUUACACCGGCCCCACACGGUGACCAAAUACCAUGGACACACCUCUGCUCCAGCCCAACUGUCCCACAAAGGAUAUGAUGUGCUACAGAUUCAUUAUGAGAGUCUCAUAUGCAGUAUGCGGUCAGGGACACUGUUUUUACAGACCAAUGACCAUAUUAUGGUUCAUAGUGAUUAGUGGGCAUAGGCUGAGGACCCAGUUUUAUUUUAGUUUUAGCCAUUUUGUCCAGUAGGUGAAUGGACUUAAAAUUAAGGCAAAUUGGUUUCCUGAUUAACUGAGAUUCAGCUGAAAUCACUCAAAGGUAUGUGGACCAAAUAACCAUGUGGUGAAUUCCCCCUUUUUCCUACUGUACCUACAGAGCUGCCUGAGCUCUUUUCCUACUGUACCUACAGAGCUGUCUGAGCUCUUUUCCUACUGUACCUACAGAGCUGUCUGAGCUCUUUUCCUACUGUACCUACAGAGCUGUCUGAGCUCUUUUCUUACUGUACCUACAGAGCUGUCUGAGCUCUUUUCCUACUGUACCUACAGAGCUGUCUAAGCUCUUUUCCUACUGUACCUACAGGGCUGUCUGAGCUCUUUUCCUACUGUACCUACAGAGCUGUCUGAGCUCUUUUCCUACUGUACCUACAGAGCUGUCUGAGCUCUUUUCUUACUGUACCUACAGAGCUGUCUUAGCUCUUUUCCUACUGUACCUACAGAGCUGUCUAAGCUCUUUUCCUACUGUACCUACAGAGCUGUCUGAGCUCUUUUCCUACUGUACCUACAGAGCUGUCUGAGCUCUUUUCUUACUGUACCUACAGAGCUGUCUGAGCUCUUUUCCUACUGUACCUACAGAGCUGUCUAAGCUCUUUUCCUACUGUACCUACAGAGCUGUCUGAGCUCUUUUCCUACUGUACCUACAGAGCUGUCUGAGCUCUUUUCCUACUGUACCUACAGAGCUGUCUGAGCUCUUUUACUCAGACACCAACAUGAUCAUUUAGUCUAAAUAAAUCACCAACACUUUACUCUCAAUGUCACUAAUCAUAAUUGUUUUAUUUUAAUCUGAAUUUGUUAUCUUUUGCUUUUUCCCAUGUCUGUGCCACGUCCUAUGUAAAUGUGUACACUCCUGAUGCAUAAGACAAUUACAGUGUAGGCUCUAAUUGUCUUAUGCCCUUAAAUGUUAACGUCAAUAAAAUUCUAGCAUACUUA